GAGCCCAACUACAAAGCGCACACAUAAAGGAAGGGACGUGACGUGAGUAACAGAAAGAGAUAUAGACGGCGGCGAGGAGCGGAGGAGCUUCUAUUUCUUCUUCUUAUCUAGUUGUUCUCAUUCAUUAACAAUGGAUAGACGUAGAAGCCUUAGAGUGAAAUCACAUGAUCAUGCUAAAAAGAAUAUGAAUCAAAACUCAAAUAGUUGUAAAGUGAUGUCAAUUUUGUUUCUUCCUGAAGACUUGAAGCUUCGUAUCUUUCAUUUUGUUCCUAUUCAUUGCCUCAUUAACUCUGUAAGAUAUGUUUGCAAAUCUUGGGCUGCUACUAUUGCCAGCUCCACUUUCACUCAAGUGUACGAAUGCCGAGCGCGUUCUAAACCUGGUCUUUACGUUGAAAAUCGCAAGUUAAGAAAUAGAUCUUAUCUUUUGGAAUUUAAAGAUGAUGUGAAUGGCCAAUUUGAAAGGACUGAUUUGGGAACACCUCAAAAAAUGGGACGUGUGAUCGGUACUUGUCAUGGCAUAUUGCUUCUUUUGAGUACAGACAGACGAUAUUUUGUUGUGAACCCGAUCCUCAAGUGUUGGCUUACAGUUCCUUGUUUUCCCAUUUCUCGACCUGGUCUAGUAUUUUGGGGUCAAUGUACUAUAACACAUGUUCUUCGCACUGCCAAAUUCAAGCUUUUUCAUUUGGAUGUCAUUGAUGAUUCGGGUGCUUCUUGGUUUGUUUUCUAUGUGCUAAGAAUUGGAAUUGAUAGCUCAUGGAAAGAGAUAGCUAGAAAAGAAGCAUCCCAAACAUCCCCUCGGUUUUGGUUUUAUUUUUCAUCGAGACCACUUUAUAGCGGAGGCGAUGAUCUUUACUGGUUAACAAACGGGGAAGUGAUUGUGAUGGAUAUUGACAAGGAAAUUAUUGUACGAGAAUAUUCACUUCCCGCUGGAAAGAUGCUUGGUGGUCCGUUAUGGAUGGGAAAUUGCCUUUCCUGCGUUGUGACUAUAGAUUCUACUAGAACACAUCAAAUCUAUAUUUUGGAUUUUGAUUCAGGAGAAUGGUCUCUUUAUCAUGAGAUUGGACCUUUUGAUUAUAUGCCUGCUUUUGGUCAUAGUUACAAUUUUAAUAUUCCAAUCGUGGUAUUUUGUUUGUGGAUCAAUGAUCGGAUUAUCUUUCGAGUAGGUCUGCAUCAAAAUCAGAUAGGAAAUAUGUUUUCAUGCAAACACAUUCAUUUUGGUUACAAUGUGAAGACCAAGCAGUUGACAAAGCUUGAGGACAUUGACGAGGGAAAUUUUGAAGUAUGGCUUCACACUAAUAGUCUAGUUUCUCUGCCAACUACUCCUGCAUAGCUUAGUUUCUUGGUAAAGUAUAUGCAAUACUAUUAUUUAUAUUUCUCUUACUUGAAAAACAAGUAUUUAUGUUAUCCAUUUUGAUUUGGAAACACUUGAUGCAUUUUUGAUAUGCUUUAUGAUCCUCUGAUUUUUGAAUUCAAGCAUUGUUCUGGAAACUUAUAAGUAUUUUAAGAAUCCUAUUUAUAUUUGAGUUCAAGCUUGUAAUUAAGAUCUGAUGAGACUACUAUGUCACUGAACUUCUGAUGGCAUAAUUUUUUAGGUCAUUGCUAUACAGUUCUCCCUCCUUGGUGAUGAUCAUCAUACUGAGUAUAAAGGAAAAAGGUUGUAAUGUAUAUCAUUUUUUGAAGUGGAUUUUUUUUUUGUUGGACACCAAUGGGUUUCAUGAUGAUAAUGGAAAAAGAUUUGUAAUGUAUAUAAUUUUUCUAGUGUGCAUGGACAUCAAUGUGAUAUAAUUUAGUUCGGUA
This is a messenger RNA of Lathyrus oleraceus (garden pea), 1797 nucleotides long. RefSeq lists its product as uncharacterized. Lineage: Eukaryota; Viridiplantae; Streptophyta; Magnoliopsida; Fabales; Fabaceae. The record is from RefSeq and is a predicted model, not a curated record. Bases 131 to 1330 code for a protein of 399 amino acids. The transcript is spliced from 2 exons. Gene Ontology annotation, molecular function: protein binding.